AUGAAGUCCUUCGUCUUCCCUAUUCUUGCUCCCCUUCUCCUAUGUGCAAUACCGCCUGUUACCUCCCAAUCUUCAAAUCUCCCCUCCGUUCCUCCAGGCAUCUUCACCGUCAGCACUCGCAUAGAAAUCAAGACCACCACCUCUUUAACAUGGCAAGCGCUCACAAACUUCCCCUCCUACCCUGAUUGGAAUCCCUUUGUCCGCUCCGCGAUCGUAAUCACCCCCGACAACCUGACCGUCCCAGCCCAACAACCCCUCGAAAACCACCUCAUUCUCUUCUCUGUACAAACCCCCCCUCUCCCCCUCCCCGUAACCUCUUCCACCCCCGCCAACCCCCUCCACGCCCAGUUCGCCCUCGAAAACAUCACACACAUGCAACCUAAUUUAGGUCGUCUCGCCUGGAAGUACGUUUCCCCGUCUACGUUGCUCGACUCGGAACGAUGGCAAGCGAUUAGUGGUCUUGGAGACGGGGUGGUGUUGUAUGAAAGCCGGGAGGUGUUUUCGGGGGCUGUGGCGGGUACAGUGAGGGAUUUGUAUGGCAAGGGGUUGCAAGAAGGGUUUGAGGCGCAGGCGAGGGGGUUGAAGAUCUUGCUGGAGGGGGAAGGGGAAGGAAGGGUGUAG
Messenger RNA from Lindgomyces ingoldianus, 621 nucleotides. RefSeq lists its product as uncharacterized. NCBI's taxonomy places the organism in Eukaryota, Fungi, Ascomycota, Dothideomycetes, Pleosporales, Lindgomycetaceae. The transcript is spliced from 2 exons. Bases 1 to 621 code for a protein of 206 amino acids. The record is from RefSeq and is a predicted model, not a curated record.